GCGAGGUCUAUUCCCCGCGCGGGAAGAUGGCGGCCGGUCGGGUUGUUGCGCUCUAUGAACGGCUGAAGGAACUGGGCUGCCCUGCACUAGAGGGUGUCUACCUGACAGAGGCCGAAGACAUAGAGAAAUUACUAUUCAGCCCUUCGUCCCAUCGUUUGGACAUACUGGAAUGGAUCUGUGUCAGUGUGUACCCACCUCUUCGAGAGCAGUUUUCAUCUCUCAAUAAAGAAUCACAAUCAGGUUUAAAGAUAAAAGGAAUGGCGAAGCUGGGGUAUGAUCUGAUGCUUUGUCAAGCUGAUAAUCUGGAUCUCAUCAAGGGGAAGGCCUGUGCUCAGAAGCAGCUCCGCUUCCUGGAACAGCUGAUGGCUGUGAUUCCACCUCAAAAUAACCUCAUGCUAUCAAACUCUAUAUCAGACUCCGGUAGUUAUUCCAGCACAGAGGAAUCUUUCCAAGAAAUAGCUAGGAAGAAUGAAGAGUUCAUGAAGCAGGUUUUCUCUAGCUCUGAUCUGCAGGCAGUGUUGAACCCAGAGUGUCAUCCCUGGAGCUCAGAUAUAAAGCCCCUCCUUUUGGGUGAAGAAGGACAGCAGAAAGGGGCCCUGUUCAUGACUUCUCAUGAGCAAACUCUCUUGGAGGCAUCAGAGGAGCUGGAGAAGACAGCAACAGCCUUGGAAAAUCUGAGAGCACAGUGUUCCUUCCUGCAGGGGAGCCCCGCUGGUGUCGAUGCAUUCUGUAACAGUGCCACAGCUCUUCAGUCCCUCAAACUGAUAGUUUCUGACUACAGCCAGCUGCUCACGGCCUUUGAACAAGUAUAUGAGAACGAGCUGCAGAAGCAUUGUGAGCGUCCUGCUCCUCAGCUGAGUCCUUGUGGCCCCCUCUUCCAAGCUGUGCACCGCAAUCUGCUGUUGUGUAUGCAGGAGCUGCAAGGCCUGGCCCAGGUUACAGAAACCUCAGGAUGCAUUAUGGAGACGGUACGAUGGCGGCACGAGCAGAAGGUCUUCUGGGAUGGAAGCACCAUAGCCACGUUGCCCUCAAAGCUUGAAGAACUGCAGCAGAAAUACAAGGCCAUCCAUGCCACCCUAAAAGACACUCAGGGAUCCUGAAGAUGAAUGGACUGCAAAUUGUAGGCUAUUUCCAGAUGAAGGAAAAGUGUCCCUUCCUAGGAUGUAAAUAAGAGCCUGAGAAACAUUGUCAGUUUUUUCAAAUGUAAAUAUAUUUUCUGAAAUCUUCUUUGAAAAUUUAAAAAAUAAAGUCUGUCUCCUUAGGAUGAAUAUUCUCACUC
Messenger RNA from Candoia aspera, 1279 nucleotides. It is a transcript of the gene HAUS7, whose product is annotated as HAUS augmin like complex subunit 7. Gene Ontology annotation, molecular function: microtubule minus-end binding. Lineage: Eukaryota; Metazoa; Chordata; Lepidosauria; Squamata; Candoiidae. Bases 27 to 1100 code for a protein of 357 amino acids. The transcript is spliced from 10 exons. Gene Ontology annotation, cellular component: HAUS complex. The record is from RefSeq and is a predicted model, not a curated record. Gene Ontology annotation, biological process: centrosome cycle; spindle assembly.